Dictyostelium purpureum is the source of this 1983-nucleotide messenger RNA. RefSeq lists its product as uncharacterized. The transcript has 2 exons. The record is from RefSeq and is a predicted model, not a curated record. Gene Ontology annotation, molecular function: protein binding. Lineage: Eukaryota; Evosea; Eumycetozoa; Dictyosteliales; Dictyosteliaceae. Bases 1 to 1983 code for a protein of 660 amino acids.
AUGUCAAAUAGUAAUAAUAGCAGUAAUAAUAGUGUAAUAGUUUCAUCUUCACCAAUAUUUUCAUCAUCAUCCAACGUACCAAAUAAUAGUAAUAGUAAUAAUAGUAACAAUAGUAGUAAUAAUAAUCAAAUAAUACACCAUAACUAUGAAUUCGAAUUAUUUGUACAACAACCACCAGCAUCAUUAAAUUGUCCAUUACAUAAUGGCAUAUUUAAUCAACCAUUUAUUGCAAAAUGUGGACAUACAUUUUGUUCAAGAUGUAUAUUAAUAAAAUUAAAUAAAAUAAAUUCAAAUAAUAGUAAUGGUAGUAACAGCAGUAAUUCAUCAUCGUCAUCACCAACUUCAUCGCCAAUCAACAGCAGUAGCAGUACAAGCACAAGUGAGUUGUUAGUUGGAAUUUCAAAUAUUUCAAUUUCAUCUACAAAUUUGAAUCAACAUAACAAUCCUAAUAAUAAUCCCAAUAACAACAGCAAUAUUAUGAUAUGCCCAAUUGAUAAAACACCAUUAAAAGAGAAUGAGUUUUUUCCAAAUUUAGCACUAUCUAGUCAAAUUAAUGAUUUAUUGGUUUAUUGUCGUUAUGGUAUUAAAAAGAAUAAUAAUGGAGAUUUACUGCCUGAUGAUCAAGGUUGCCAGCAAAAAAUUCGAUUAGGUUCAAAAUUAGAUCAUGAAAAAGUUUGCGAUUUUGCAAUUAUAAAUUGCCCAUAUAAUAAACAAUGUCCACCUUUAAAGAGGUAUCAAUUAAAACAGCAUCAAUUGGUUUGUAAUCAUAUACAUUGCCCACAUAGAUCAGCAGGAUGUAUUUUUGAAGGUUCUAAAAUACAAAUUGAAGAACAUCUAUUAGGAUGUGUUUAUGAAGGUAUUAAAGAUUAUAUACAAAGAAACGAAGAGCAAAUUAAUUUAUUAAGAGGUCAAUUAGAGGAAAAAACCACCGAAAAUGAUGUUUUAAAAAAGAGUAUAUUACAAUUAACAGUAGGAUUUAAUCAGUUAGCAUCGAAAUUAGAAGCAAAAACCAACAAAUUCGAAGGUACUUUAAGACAUAUUCAAGCAUCAUUGGAAGCCACACAACACCAAUUAUCAGAGACUGUGCAUGACGUUAAUCUAAUUAAAAAGAAUUCAAAUUUAGAGACAGUGGAUAUAGUGGAUCUUAAAAUUCCAUUACUCAAAUGUAAAGGUACCUUUGUUGGUCAUAAUGGUCCCAUUUGGUGUAUGACGGUUACCAAUGGAAUGCUCAUUAGUGGUAGCUCUGAUAUGAAGGUUAAAAUAUGGGAUUUGGUAACAUUAAAGUGUAAACAGAUAUUGGUUGGUCACGAGGGAAUAGUUCACACAUUGGCUGUUAUUGGAAAUCGUUUAUUUUCAGGUUCAUCAGAUCAAACUAUUAGGGUUUGGGAUUUGGAAACAUUCGAGUGUUUAUCAGUCCUCAGAGAUGAUAACACUGUUUGUGCUUUGGUUGUAGCAGCAGGUUAUCUAUUUAGUGGGUCCUAUCAACAUAUCAAAGUUUGGGAUUUGGAAAGUUAUGAAUGUGUAAAUAUACUAAAAGGAAAUAAUCAUUGGGUAAGAGCGUUAACAGUAUCUGGUGGUUAUUUAUAUUCAGGUUCCUAUAAUGUAGUUAGAAUGUGGGAUUUGGCAAACUUUGAGUGUGUCCAAACUAUUACUGGUGGCUCUGGUAGUAUUUAUUCUUUGGCUGUUUCAAAUCGUCGUUUACUUGCUGGUACUUAUGAAAAUACGAUUGUGGUUUGGGAUUUAGAUAGCUACGAAGUUAUUAAACGUUUAGAUGGUCAUAUCGGUGCUGUAUAUACCUUGGCAGUAUCUGGUCAAAGUUUUUAUAGUGGUUCUUAUGAUUCAACUAUAAAGGUAUGGUCAUUAGAGUCUUUACAUUGCGUUCAAACAAUGAAUAGACAUACCUCAUCAGUAGAGUCUUUAGUGGUUAGUAGUGGUUGCGUUUUUAGUGGUUCAGCAGAUAGUUCAAUAAAAAUUUGGAGAUAA